Gavialis gangeticus (Gharial) is the source of this 1007-nucleotide messenger RNA. It is a transcript of the gene LMAN2, whose product is annotated as lectin, mannose binding 2. The record is from RefSeq and is a predicted model, not a curated record. Gene Ontology annotation, biological process: endoplasmic reticulum to Golgi vesicle-mediated transport; endoplasmic reticulum organization; Golgi organization. The annotation marks the transcript as partial. NCBI's taxonomy places the organism in Eukaryota, Metazoa, Chordata, Crocodylia, Gavialidae. Gene Ontology annotation, molecular function: D-mannose binding. The transcript is spliced from 8 exons. Gene Ontology annotation, cellular component: endoplasmic reticulum membrane; endoplasmic reticulum-Golgi intermediate compartment; Golgi membrane.
CACUCGCUCAUCAAGCCUUACCAGGGGGUCGGGUCCAGUUCCAUGCCGCUGUGGGACUUCCAGGGCAGCACGAUGCUGACCAGCCAGUACGUCCGCCUGACGCCCGACGAGCGCAGCAGGGAGGGCUCCAUCUGGAACUCGUAGCCCUGCUUCCUCAAGGACUGGGAGCUGCACGUCCACUUCAAGGUGCACGGGGUGGGCAAGAAGAACCUGCAUGGGGACGGCCUGGCCCUGUGGUACACGCGGGAGCGCCUCGUCCCAGGUCCUGUGUUUGGCAGCAAGGAUAACUUCCAUGGCCUGGCCAUCUUCCUGGACACCUACCCAAACGAUGAAGCGACUGAGCGUGUGUUCCCGUACAUCUCGGCCAUGGUGAAUAAUGGCUCCCUGUCCUACGACCACAGCAAAGAUGGGCGCUGGACAGAGCUGGCAGGCUGCACUGCUGACCUGAGGAAUCGGAACCACGACACCUUCCUGGCAGUUCGCUAUUCCAGGGGUCGGCUGACGGUGAUGACUGACAUGGAGGACAAGAAUGAGUGGAAGAACUGCAUCGAUAUUGCAGGAGUCCGACUGCCCACUGGCUACUUCUUCGGGGCUUCUGCUGGCACUGGGGAUCUGUCUGACAAUCAUGACAUCAUCUCAAUGAAGCUGUUCCAGCUCAUGGUGGAGCAUCCUCCUGAGGACGAGAACAUUGACUGGACUAAGAUUGAGCCUAGCGUCAGCCUCCUCAAGUCGCCCAAAGACAACGUGGAUGACCCAACCGGGAACUUCCGGAGCGGGCCCCUCACGGGCUGGAAGGUGUUCCUGCUGCUGCUCUGCGCCCUGCUGGGCAUCAUCGUGUGCGCUGUGGUGGGCGCCGUGGUUUUCCAGAAGCGGCAGGAGCGGAACAAGCGUUUCUACUAGCAGACCAGGCCCGGCGGCCUCAGUGACUUAUUCUAAGGGGGGUCGGACAUGGCUCCGGUUUGUAAACGUCGUUUCUGAGAAAUAACAGGAUAUUUUUGUAUCUCUCA